GUGGACUGAUUGCCUGUGUGCAUUGCGCAUGCCUUGAGGAGUACAACAGAACACAGAGGAUGAUGGGGCCUCCAGUGAGGAGAAGUGAGGACUUUGGCAAACUGAGGGACAGCUACAGCUAUAGCAGUGGUGACACCGACACAUCAUCAACCUCAACAUCCAGUGAUGAUGAUGACGAGGUGUACAUUGAGGAGCCAGUCAACAACUAUGUGGAGCCCACCAUAGAUGUGAUAGAUGACGAUGAUGAUGAGGAGAACAUCUACCAGCCCAGAGUGAACCUGCCCAACCGACCUGAACCAAUGUUCCACCAGCAACAUCAGACCCAGAUCCCUGAUUUCCCUGGGGCGUUGUGUAUCACAGUGACCCUUACCCCUGAAGACACCUUACCGUUGCCGUUUGAGACACCCCCCGGAUGUAGGCGACGCUCCAUCACCUCCCCGAAGCUGGAGCGUCAAGAAGCAUUCAGUUUCGGGGAGAUGUCAUCUUCGGUCACAGAUGCUCCCGGGGAAUCCAUGUCAUCGGAUGCUCCCGUGACCCCUUCGGUGGUGGUCAGUGAGUUCUUCCUCGCUGUACCCGAACUGAAACGGGAUCGAGCCGCCUCUGUGGACUCGUGUUUCAUCCAGAAGAGCAACGCACCCCGGGCGGAGGAGAUCGACGAGAAGGCUCUCCUGCAGCCUCCUGCCGGCGUAUCCACUAGAUCGCGGUCAGUAGACAUUGUUCUGCCCACCGAACAGCAGGCUCGCUACAAGGCACUUGCUAUGACUCCAGCACAUGAUUCUGGGAAAGCGGUUGGUGGGGAGAGUGGAGGAGGCGGUGGAGUGGGAGGAGGAGGAGGAGGAAGUGAGAGAGCUGUGAGAGCGACGCCUGAUUGGAGUGAGACAGCUGUCAACGGAGAUCAUCUUUGGUCUCCCACAUCGGCGUCUGGGGAUUUCUGCUAUGUUGGCGAGAAUGAGUGCACGAAACACGGGCAACGCAUGAAGUGUUCGGCGUGCAAGAUAGUGGCCCACCUGGGUUGCAUCAGCAUCCUCAUGGACCGCGUCAAAUUCACAUGCAAACCCACCUUCCGUGACGUCGGCGUCAGGCUGUACAGGGAGCAGACCUGUAUCCACCAUCACUGGGUGCAUAGGAGGUCACAGAAGGGAAAAUGCAAGCAGUGCGGAAAGUCAUUCCAGUCGAAACUUUCGUUUAGUUCGAAAGAGAUAGUUGCGUUGAGCUGCUCCUGGUGUAAAAUCGCCUUCCACAACAAGGAAUCCUGUUUUAAUUUGCAGAAAAUUGGCGAAGAAUGCAAUUUAGGUUAUCAUUCAAGUAUCGUAGUGCCUCCAUCUUGGAUUGUGAAGCUGCCACGAAAAGGAAGCUUCAAGUCCAGUCUAAGAAAAUCACCAAAAAAGAAGCCAUCCAGCAAAAAGCGUAGUAAAGAAAAGACGGAAAAAGAGCAGAAGACGUUUGUGAUGAAGCCGAUUCCGACGGCGAACGUGCACCCUGUAAUUGUGUUCAUCAACCCCAAAUCGGGGGGCAACCAGGGCACCAAACUGCUGCAGAAGUUUCAGUGGCUGCUCAACCCCCGCCAGGUCUUCGAUCUCACCCAGGGCGGGCCAAAAAUGGGGCUAGAACUGUUCCGGAAAGUGCCUAACUUGCGUGUGCUUGCGUGCGGGGGGGAUGGCACCGUUGGCUGGGUGCUGUCUGUGUUGGACCAACUCAACGUGCAGCCACCCCCUGCUGUGGGGGUGCUACCUCUCGGCACCGGCAACGACCUGGCAAGGGCUCUUGGCUGGGGGGGUGGCUACACGGACGAGCCAAUCUCGAAAAUCCUGUCGAACAUCGGAGAGAGCGAGGUGGUGAAGCUGGACAGGUGGAGCCUCAAAGUGGAGAAGAACCCCAAUGCAGAGGCCAACGAGGAGGGAAAAGAGAACCUCCCUCUCAACGUUGUUAACAACUAUUUCUCGCUAGGGGUUGAUGCGCAUAUAGCUCUCGAGUUCCACGAAGCUAGGGAGGCGCAUCCUGAACGAUUCAACUCGCGCUUGCGCAAUAAGAUGUUCUAUGGUCAGAUGGGAGGCAAAGACCUGUUGAGGCGGAAGUGGAAGGGGUUGGCAGAACUGGUGACCUUGGAGUGCGACGGCAAGGACAUGACCCCCAAGCUCAAGGACCACAAAGUGCAUGCUAUUGUCUUUCUCAACAUUCCUAGUUAUGGUGGUGGAACGCACCCGUGGAAUCGAGCGAGUGGAGGGGAGCAAUCAACCGAAGAUGGCCUUAUCGAAGUUGUUGGACUUACUACUUAUCAAUUGCCUUUACUGCAAGCAGGGGGCCACGGCACGAGUAUUUGCCAGUGUCAGACUGCCAAGAUCGUGACCACGAAGACAAUCCCCAUGCAAGUGGACGGAGAGGCAUGCAAGUUGACGCCUUCCAUCAUCCAAAUGAAUCUGCUCAACAAGGCGCCUAUGCUGGCCAAGCGACGCGGUGGCAAGGCUAAUAUUCCGCAAGCUACAUUAGAACAACUGAAAGUCACAGUGCAAAGGAUCAAUAUGGCUGACUAUGAGCAACACCAUUACGAUAAAGAAUUACUCAAACAAGCUGCGAUUACAAUGGGUUCAAUCGAGGUGAACCCAGUCUCAGACUUGGAGCAGGUGCGGCAAAUGGUCAAUAAACUGCAAGAGUCGAAAACUGAUCAGCCAAAACUGUCUCCUGAUUGGUGUUUUGUCGAUUCGUGUACAGCCGAACGUUUCUUCCGUGUGGACCGCGCGCAGGAACAUCUCCACUAUCUGACCGAUAUAGCCAAUGAGAUGCUCUACAUUCUAGAUACGGUUACUGCGCAGACGCCAGACGAUGACCCGCCAAAUUCGAAUUCCGGCUUUCCCGCGCCAAGUUCAAAUUCAAACCAUCAGUCGCCCAGCAGUUUGCUCGGAGACCAGACUACGCCUGAACUAAGUCCCAGCGACGAUAUGCCUCGCUCGUUUGGCAAGUCAAAGUCCCAAGACUCGUUCGCUAGCAUGACCACAGACGAUGAAAGCUCAACAGAGCGCAGGAAGUAUUUCGGAGCGCCGCCAUCUUUGCAGCGGCAAGAUUUGAAUUUGGCGCUCCUGUCGCCCGACGACCAAUCGGAUGCGUCCGAUUUUAUGCGCAUGCGCGGAUCGCCGCUAGCCAGCGACAAUGCCUACAUUAGGAAAAUACAUGAGAAACUUUUCGGUUUAAAUUUUACAAAUGUAAGCAACCUUUUGGAGAAGACAUCUGAUGGGAUCAUCGAAGCGGCUCGUAGUGGCAACCUCAAAAUGUUGAAGGAUUUACACGAGCAAGGCUUUUCUCUGCUAUCAAUAGAUGCUUCGGGACAGACUGCUCUGCACUACGGAGCCAGAUACGGACAUAAGGACAUUGUUAGAUAUCUGGUGGCCAGUGCUCCUACGUCCAUUCUCAACAUGGCUGAUAAUAAUAAGGGUCAAACAGCGCUGCAUAAGGCGGCAGCAGCGAGGAGACGCAGCAUAUGUUGCAUGCUAGUUGCAGGUGGGGCAUGCCUCAACAUGGAAGACAAUCAGGGCAAGACUCCAAGGAUACUGGCAAUGCAAGCUGAGGACCACGAACUAGCUGACUAUCUUGAAAGUCAAGAGAACUUUCAAUUAGUCACUGAUAACUUGGAGACUGUCGUCUAAGCUUAGAACUGAAUUGACUGAAAAAAUGAAAUGUGGAAUUACUGUCAAUUAUUACUGUCACUUUAUGUGUAAAAAUGAUUUAAUCAUAAAUCUAUGUAUACUGGGUACUGUUAUUGCAUGUGACGAAGUUCACAAAACUAAUUUUUUCUAAUACACUAGAAAUAAAAAUUUAUGCCUUGUAACUUAAAAAUAGUUUUUACCCAUUCUCAAAAGCACAUCACGCCUGCGUGGUGUAUUUAUAGUAAUAUUGUUAAAUAUUUAGAAUUCUUGGUGUGAAUCAAAAUUGUUAUUGUAUAUAUAUAUUUCUACCUAUUAGAAAUGAAACUUAAGAUUACGUUCAAUAAAGUAUUAAGAAAAUAAUUCUUGAGUAAGAGAAUAGUUUUCAUUUAAUAAUGUAUUACAUUUUUAGUUUUAUUUAUGACAAUGUCCAGAUAACUUGGUUAUCAUCGUGUUGUAGUAAUGUUUUUAACAAGGUAAUUAUAGUGACCUACUUGUAAUCUACAUGAAUUAUUAUGGAUUAUUAAUCAUCGUCGUUAUGAUUAUUAAUAUACUACAUAAUCUUUUAUAUAAUACAUAAUUCUAACAACCUUGGGUAAUAAUGAAAAGUGAGAGAUGACUCCCUUCAAGGUUUCUUCAUCUUUUGUUCUAGUUUUUUAUUUGCAUAAAUGAGUUUUUCUCAUUUAUUCUCAGUGAAUUGUAUUUUACUUUAAAUAGUCCACUAUGACUAUCUUAGA
Nilaparvata lugens (brown planthopper) is the source of this 4372-nucleotide messenger RNA. RefSeq names its product eye-specific diacylglycerol kinase-like. The record is from RefSeq and is a predicted model, not a curated record. Gene Ontology annotation, biological process: intracellular signal transduction; lipid phosphorylation; diacylglycerol metabolic process. Lineage: Eukaryota; Metazoa; Arthropoda; Insecta; Hemiptera; Delphacidae. Gene Ontology annotation, molecular function: ATP-dependent diacylglycerol kinase activity; protein binding.